AUGGUGCACUGGUCAGCUGAAGAGAAGCAGCUCAUCGCCAGCGUCUGGAGCAAGGUCAACGUGGAAGAAUGUGGUGCUGAGGCCCUGGCCAGGCUGCUGAUCGUCUACCCCUGGACCCCGAGGGUCUUUGAUAACUUUGGCGCCAUCAUCGGCAACCCCAAGGUCCGUGCCCACGGCAAGAAAGUGCUCACCUCCUUUGGGGAAGCCGUCAAAAACCUGGAAAACCUCAAGACGACCUACGCCAAGCUGUCCGAGCUGCACUGCGAGAAGCUGCACGUGGACCCCGAGAACUUCAGGCUCCUGGGAGACAUCCUCAUCAUUGUGCUGGCCGCACACUUCACCAAGGACUUCACUCCUGCCUGCCAGGCCACUUGGCAGAAGCUGGUCGGCGUGGUAGCCCAUGCUCUGGCCUACAAGUACCAUUAA
Molecule: messenger RNA, 426 nt
Organism: Fulmarus glacialis (Northern fulmar)
Lineage: Eukaryota; Metazoa; Chordata; Aves; Procellariiformes; Procellariidae
Product: hemoglobin subunit rho-like
Exons: 3
Coding region: 1-426 (141 amino acids)
Biological process (GO): hydrogen peroxide catabolic process; oxygen transport
Cellular component (GO): haptoglobin-hemoglobin complex; hemoglobin complex; blood microparticle
Molecular function (GO): heme binding; organic acid binding; haptoglobin binding
Source: RefSeq, a predicted model, not a curated record